Acytostelium subglobosum LB1 is the source of this 909-nucleotide messenger RNA. RefSeq lists its product as hypothetical. The coding region runs from base 1 to 909 and encodes 302 amino acids. The transcript is spliced from 2 exons. The record is from RefSeq and is a predicted model, not a curated record. Gene Ontology annotation, cellular component: membrane. Lineage: Eukaryota; Evosea; Eumycetozoa; Acytosteliales; Acytosteliaceae.
AUGAUAAAUAGUACGGCAUUGUUGGAUGAUUUGUCCGACCCAGCCAUUCAAACUUAUCAUGAAGAGGUGCUCAACACAUUCACACACUCCAUCGGCUUCUUCCUGAGCACGCCAGCAGUGCUCUUCCUUAUAUCAGUUGCCAAGAUGCGUGGUACCAAAUGGCAUCUGAUAUCCUGUAUAAUAUAUGGCAUCUCUCUACUUAGCAUGUUCUUUUGCUCAUCAUUAUAUCACUCUGUUGGAGUAUUCCGCAUGGAGGAACAUAGAGCAUUCUUGAAGAAUGUUGAUCAUAGUGCUAUAUACUUGCUGAUUGCUGGCACCUACACGCCACUCACUAUGAUCAAUCUGAUACACAACAACUGGAACACCAAUAGCUCCACACCAAAGGUCGUCAAGAUGGGCUGGCUGAUGCUUAUUGCCAGCUGGACGAUGUGUGUCGUUGGCGUGCUCUGCAAGAUGAUCGUGGGCGCCAACGAGAUCCCCGACUACUUCUCCAACGGCACCUACCUGUUCAUGGGCUGGCUGUCUGUUCUGGGCCUCCGCGACAUGAUCACACACCUGCCCCGCAAGGGCAUGAAGCUGCUGGUGGCCGGUGGCCUCGCCUACACCUCGGGCAUCUGCUUCAUGAUGUGGGAGACCACGCCCUUCAACCACGCCAUCUGGCACGUGUUUGUUGGCGCCGGCUCUCUUCUGCACUACUUCUGCAUACUCGAAUGCAUCAUCCCCGCCAAGAAAGGUUCGGCCACGCACGCAAUCCUAGACAAUAUUGAACACGCUGACAAGCAAGACAAGAUGGCCUUUUUCGGCAGCCAAGGCUAUCGCCAACGUUUCAUCGUCAGAUACAUGCGCGUUCUCUACCGCGCCGUUGUCGGUUGGGCAUCCAGAUCCAACAUGCAUCUCAAGGCCAUGUAA